Rotaria sp. Silwood1 is the source of this 1425-nucleotide messenger RNA. The record is from the annotation of a GenBank genome assembly. NCBI's taxonomy places the organism in Eukaryota, Metazoa, Rotifera, Eurotatoria, Philodinida, Philodinidae.
AUGAGUGGAAAUAACAAAAUUGCUAGUUUUUUAACUGAACCAUUAUCAGAAUGUGAUCCUGAAAUGUAUGAACUAAUUCGAAAAGAAAAACAACGACAGGUUCGUGGUUUAGAAAUGAUUGCAUCGGAAAACUUUACAUCACGUGGUGUAUUAGAAACACUUGGUUCAUGUUUGACAAAUAAAUAUAGUGAAGGUUAUCCCGGUGUUCGAUACUAUGGCGGAAAUGAAGUAAUUGAUCAAAUUGAAACUUUAACACAAAAACGUGCUUUAGCAGCAUUUGAUCUUGAUGAAAAUCAAUGGGGUGUUAAUGUUCAACCAUUAUCUGGUUGUCCAGCUAAUUUUGCUGUUUAUGCUGCACUUCUUGAACCACAUGGUCGUAUAAUGGGUUUAGAUUUACCUGAUGGUGGACAUUUAAGUCAUGGUUAUGCAACACCAUCAAAAAAAAUUUCAUUUACAAGUGUCUUUUUUGAAAAUAUGCCUUAUAAAGUAAAUCCUCAAACUGGUUUAAUCGAUUAUGAAGAAUUAGCACAUACAGCAAAACUUUUUCGCCCUAAAAUCAUUAUUGCUGGAAUAUCAUGUUAUUCACGUAAUCUCGAAUAUGAUAAAUUUAGAAAGAUAUGUGAUGAUGUUGGAGCUAUUUUACUUGCUGAUAUGGCACAUGUUAGCGGUCUUGUUGCAGCAAAGGUUGUUGCUGAUCCAUUUCCAUAUGCUGAUAUUGUUACAACAACAACACAUAAAAGUUUACGUGGACCACGAGCUGCAAUGAUUUUUUAUCGUAAAGGACCAAAACGACCAGAAGUUAUUAAUAAAAAUGAUAAUUCUGUACAAAUGUAUGACUAUGAAAAAAAAAUUAAUGAAGCUAUUUUUCCUGGCAUGCAAGGUGGUCCACAUAAUAAUAGUAUUGGUGCAAUAGCUGUUGCUUUAAAACAAGUUGCAUCAGAAGAGUUCAAGCAUUAUGCUCAACAAGUUGUUAAAAAUGCAAAACAACUUGUUAAAACACUUUCAGAAAAAGGAUAUACAUUUGUAGCUGGUGGUACUGAUACACAUUUAGCAUUACUUGAUUUACGACCAUUAGGUCUAGAUGGUGCUAAAGUUGAACGUGUAUUAGAAGUUGUUUCAAUUGCUGUUAAUAAAAAUACAUGUCCAGGUGAUAAAUCAGCAUUAAAACCGUCAGGUAUACGUUUGGGUACACCAGCAUUAACAACACGUGGUUUUCAAGAAAAUGAUAUUAUUCAAGUUGCUUUAUUUAUUGAUCGUGCUGUACAAAUUGCACUUGAAAUUUAUCUUAUUAAUCCAAGUCAAACAUUAAAAGAUUUUAAAGAUAAUAUGAAACUUGAUCAACAUGUAAAAAAACUUAAUGAAUUGAAACAAGAAAUUGAAGAAUUCGCUUCAAAAUUUCCAAUGCCUGGUUAUGAAUCAAUCUAG